AUUACUGGCUAGCGAGCCGUGCGGACAGUUCGCCAAGGAGCUCUCGGGGACCAAGGCACCCCUGUGCUGAGGAUACAGGCGCACAGAGCCGCAAGCUAGGAGAGCCCUGCCCGGGAUAGCGGGGGGCUAAGGGGUGUCCACCUCCUCGCCGGCGGGAUGAGUCCGGGGCUGGCCAGCAUGAGUACCAGCCUGCUGCUUCUCUGCCUGCUCGCGCACGAAGCCAAGUCAGCAAGUGUCUCGCUGGCCCAGUAUCCAGAGGGGCCCCCGUUGAUCCCCGUAGCUUUGAGUCGCGGCACGGAGGACUCUGAGUUCUACCAACAUGAAGAUCAUCUUUGCAGAAAGUGCCCUGCAGGUUUCCAUGUUGAAAAGCACUGUGUUACUUCGAACACUAGCGGGAAGUGCUCUCAGUGUGAAGAAGGAGUCGAAUUUACAGAGUACCCCAAUGCACUUUCCAAAUGCCUGACUUGUCGUGUCUGCAGAAAAGAUGAGGUGCAGCUGAGUCGUUGCAACAGCAGUAAGAACACGCAGUGUACUUGCAAGAAUGGUACCUUCUGCUCUCCAGACCAUCCCUGUGAAAUAUGCCAGAGGUGCAGACUCAGGUGUCCUGAUGGAGACGUGCAGGUCAGUUCCUGCACACCACAAAGUGACAUCCAAUGUGUGCAUCCCACAGGCCCUCCUCCUGUGGCAGGUGGCAUUGCAGGCUGGACGGCAGUUUGGAUUGCAGCACUAGUCAUGAUCUUGAUCUUGCUUGCAGUCUUGUUGUGGUGCUGGUACAGUCGCAACUCAUCUUCUGGAGGUGAUUCAAGAAAGAUGUCCCCCAGCUUCAAGUUUUCCUUAACAAAGGCUCAUAUCCUGUCACCACUGAGGAACUGCACUCGAGGGAGGCUGGCAACUCAGGACAACAGGCGGAAUGAGCAGUUAGAUCAGGAAUCCCAGCAUGGGUUGCUGGCUGUGUCAGACCCUAAAGAAGCAGUAAGGAAGAAUAGCCAAUGUGAGACUACGGCUCUAUCUGCAGCAGACAGUGCCCCCAAGCAGGAGAGAAACCCAGCAUCUCAGAUGGCAAGCAGGAGGAAGAAACUGGUUCCAGGGAGAGGAAAGGACCCAAUAGAGACUUUGCGGUGCUCCUUCGACACCUUCACUCAAGAAGUGCCCUUCAAGGACUGGAGACGGUUUGGGAGAGCCCUCCUCCUCACAGAGAACGAGAUUGAGAUCGCAGAGAGGAGUGACAAGUACUCACAGGAGCCGCAUUACCAGAUGUUAUGCACCUGGCUGAACAAAGCAGGAGUAGGAGCUUCUGUUAACCAGCUACUGGAGACACUAGACAAGAUUGAUCUCAAGGGCGUCGCAGACAUUAUCUGCUCCAAGCUUAUUGGCCUUUAUGAAGAAGAAGAAUUAAACUGAGGAACAGGGUGGGAUGGCCUUGCUUCUCUCCAAGCCAGAACCAUAAAUGCCUCUGAAAUCCCAGAUAUACCGUGGGCUGCUCCUGAGUAAGGCAUCCUUGCUAGAUACCAGCUGGGCUGGGGGAGUUGGUUGUCUUCUAGAGACAAGAGCCUUGCAAGCCCUCUAGGAAGAGUGAUGCUGGAAAAGCUGUUGAACAAACCACAGGUUCUUCCUCUGAAUGACAGAAUCUAAGUUACUGUCAGACAUCCAGGCUGGGAUUUCCUUGUAACACUCUGUUGCAAAGACUCUGCUAAUACGUUAUUGUGGAGCACCACUGGAAUCUUACCCCGGUGGGUAUUGGCAUCGCCUGGCUCUUUCCAACUGCAGGGACUUGGCUAUUGGCAGCUGGAGGGAACUGCAACAGGCACAGCUGGCAUGUUUGUCAUUCAGGGCCACCUCUGAAAGCUCUGACUAAAUGUUAUACCUCCUGCUGCUGCUGCUGGAUGCUUUAGCCUUCUAGAAAACUUGACAAGCCUCAGCCAGCUGGCCAGGGCCUCUACCUCCAUCUGUGACGGGCAGGUUUUAAUUGGUUCCUGGGUCAUUUGAUACCCACUGUACAUCUUAGCUGUAGAUAUGGUCUAACCCUACCUCUAAAACAGGUAGGGUUAGACCAUCUAGUACCUAAAACCUGAGGACUUUACUGGAGUGAGGGGCAAAUAACUAUCUACCCUAUUGGUACUGAUACUGUGAUCCAGGGGUAUUGUCUGUUAGAAGAUGCCAAAUCCCAGCAGAGAGGAAUGAUGGCUCAGUGAUUAGAGCACUACAUGGGACUCGGGAGACCUGGGUUCACAUCCUUGCUCUGCCAGACUUCAUGUGGGACCUUGGUUGAGUCCUCUGUGCCUCCAUUCCCCUUCUGAGCAAUGGGGAUAAUAGCACUGCCCUACCUCACAAGGGGCUGUGAAGUUAAACAUGUGUUCCUCCCCUAUCAGAUGCACAAGGAUGCACUGUCCGGUCAUCAGUCCUAGUAUCUUUUGUACAUAGUUCAGGGACAAUUUUAUUGGCUGUUGGAAUUACCUGCAGUUACUGAGCUGGCUGAACCUGACCUAUCUGCAAGGGGCAACCAUCCAGCCCUCCUGCAGGCUGGUCUCUGCUAUCCACCUUGUUAGCAGGCCUCUGCUCAGCAUGCAGAUUGGACAGCAGUCACUUCCUCACCUCCAGCAUCUCAUGGAAAAGAUGGAGGCUAU
This is a messenger RNA of Malaclemys terrapin pileata, 2624 nucleotides long. RefSeq names its product tumor necrosis factor receptor superfamily member 10A-like. The transcript has 10 exons. Gene Ontology annotation, molecular function: protein binding. Gene Ontology annotation, biological process: TRAIL-activated apoptotic signaling pathway; positive regulation of apoptotic process. The record is from RefSeq and is a predicted model, not a curated record. NCBI's taxonomy places the organism in Eukaryota, Metazoa, Chordata, Testudines, Emydidae. Gene Ontology annotation, cellular component: cell surface; plasma membrane. The coding region runs from base 157 to 1401 and encodes 414 amino acids.